Molecule: messenger RNA, 15509 nt
Organism: Pocillopora meandrina
Lineage: Eukaryota; Metazoa; Cnidaria; Anthozoa; Scleractinia; Pocilloporidae
Source: the annotation of a GenBank genome assembly
CCGGGAAGGCUCGAAAGAGAAACAAAAUCAAAGGGGUCUUUACCAUUACUUCAUACUCCUCCUCGUGGAAUAAUAACGUCGUUUUACCGUUUAAAAAGACAAUCAAGUCUUUAGGCUUCCAUUUAGAGCGAUCUAACUCGCCUUCCAUAUGAACGUGGGUGAUUGAUUCCAAGUGACGCUUUAUUCAGCAAGCUGAGGAAGAAGGCACUUACGUCUUCCUGUGUACAAAUUUCCCGCUUUACUCGCCGUCAUUACGACCCAUCAACUUUCAAAACAACGUUAUAGCUUGGAGUUUCUUUAAGGUGAGCUGCAAGUCGAUAGAGAAUCGAAAUCUGUCACGAAAUGAGGAUGCAUAUGUAUUGUUUUAAAAGUCUUCUUUCCUACAGCUUAGUGCUCGGCUUCGUCCGAAACACGCAACUCAUAGUUCGUCUGUUAAGUGUUACAUCGCCAUCGUAAUGCAGUUCACUUCUUUGGAGUGUUUUUGAGUUAAUACUGGAUAGAGAGUGUAAUGCAUGGGUCAAGCCUUAAAAUCAAAUCUUAGAACACUUCUCAAACACGAUAAGACAUCUUUCAUGAAGAACAUGCUAUCGUAAAUAUAGAGCGCGAUCUUGAGGUGACUGCGUUCCUUUGGUUGAAUUGAAUUCUAAACUGAUUUUAUAAAGGGUCCAUGUUCCACCUAAGAAAAAACCUGGAAAACUUAUGACCAUAGAUUCUGUUUAAAAUGACAAAGAAUACGGUAUGCGUGGACAAAAACAUUGAAAAGUGUAUUACAUGCAAAUUCCUAAGAGACAAACUCAGUGUGUCAUGACCUUUUAUUAGAAAUUUGACUCACACAUGAAAUUCCUGUUUUGUUAGCUAAAGAAAAGGAAAGAUCUGUUGUUAUUACUUGAUGAUAUCUACGUGUAAAUUUAAUUUGAUGAUGUCAUUUUAACAGUGUGAAGAAAACAAUUAGGCUCUCUAUAUCUCUUGUAAUCAGUGAAUGUGUUAGAAUCUCCACGACUAUUUACCAAGAGCUAUCAGUUUACCUCAGUAUGCACAUGAUUGUAUCUUUUUCUCUUUGAUAUACAGCGAACACUUGAGAUAGUGAGGUUUAGGGUUAUGUUUAAUUACUGAAUUAUUUUAAUUAAUAAUUAUUAUAUUUUAUGCCAUGCUUAAGGCUGCUCAAUUAUUCACAAGUAGGAAUCAGGAAAAUCAAAACUCUAGAUCUGGCAAUUGUUUAUUACUAAUCUCAUAGGUAAUUGAUUUUGACUGACAAUGGCGACCACCAACAUGCAAAUAAGACAUUUGCCGUAUGGCACUCUUCACAAACUGGCCCAACUGCUUGACAUACCUGGACAAAGAAACUGGAAAGCACUUAUCAGUGCUAUGCCAAGUAAUUUAUAUAAACCUGAAGAGGUAAGCAGGGUUUAUCUUAGAAAUCUAAGGGGAGUCCUUUGUCAAGAAAGGAGCCUAAGACAGGGGGUACUCAAAAAAGGUAUUUGUACUUAUUUGUAUAGUUAAAUCAAUGGGAAAAAAGAGAAAGGCAAUUUUAAAAGUACAGAUUUAGAUACAGACACGGCAUACACCCCCCAUGUUGGAGUUUGUAGAUUCAUCAUCAAUGUUGAGUGAAGACAAGAUAGGUAGAGCAAUUGAAAAGUGCCAGUAGGGAUGGGUGGUGACAAUUAAGAUGCCUCUGUAAGUGACUGUAAAAUUGUUGCACAGAUAGAAAAUAUACCAUUACAUUAAAAGAGAAUAUUUCUCUGUUGCAUCUAUUUUUUGAACAAUUAACACCCCUAAAUGAGCAAUGCCCUGGCACAAGAAUUAAUUUUGCACUCUGGCACUUUUUGAGUAAAUAAAGUACAUGACCUGCUGUGCCUUAGUUUCUUUUGGUCAAAUCUGGUUAUGCCUCUUUUAAAAUGUCAACUUUGUCUCUUGGUAGGUGUCAGCAUUUGAGAUGGAAGGAAUGAGAGCUAGUGGCAGCCCAUCAAUGAGUUUGCUGACUGACUUGGGGCGGAAAUGCAAAACUGUCAAAGUACUUAUAGUCUGGUUGAAAAAAAUUGAAAAUGCCCAAGCCCUGGACAUCUUGGAAUAUGAAGGUAAUAAAAAUUCAAACAUGAAUGAAUGAAUGAGUAACAAAAUAAACAAAUGAACAAUUCUGCAAAUGAAGGGAAUUUUGGAACAAACAAAUGAAUAAAUGAAGAAUGAAAGAAUGAUUGAGUUAAAAAUAAAUGAAUGAGCAAAUCUUUAACCUCUGACUGAUACAAAUUAAAUGCAAGGGGAUUUGUGACAGUUUGUUUGUUGAUCAAGCUUUCAAAAAACAAAUAAACUGAAUAAGUGAAAAUAAAAUCUGCAAAAGGCUACUUAAAGCAGAAAGUACUCAACAACCUGAAAAAUUUUUCCCAAUGCAGAAGAGGUGAGGAUCCUUGAACAUCCGUCAUCAAAGCCAGUUCGCACUGGCGCAAGUGUGACAUUCAGAUGCAAAGCUACAGGUUACCCAGCCCCAGAGUAUUUAUGGGUGAAGGACGGUAUUGAGGUUCCUGAUGGAAUAAAUGAAGAACUAACAUUAGAUUGUGCUAGACUGGAAGAUAGUGGAAAUUAUGUGUGCAUUGUGUCCAAUCGAUUGAACGUGCAGAGAAGUCAUGAAGUAGAGUUACAAGUUCUUCCAUCACCUGGUAUGCCUUUGAUGAUUGUUAUGAGCCCUAAUAACAACUACGAACUUCUCCCUAGCUUUUAGUAAGAAAUCCUUCCACUCCCCAUGAGAGUAAGGAACCAGAUCCUGUUUGAUAGACAUAUGGGAAGUAUGCUAGCCUGUUUUUAAUAAUUAUGCUGAAUGGUAACUUCAUCCUGUUAACAUUUAGUGAGGACGCAUGAUUAUAAAGGCCAAAAUUAAAAUGCUACGUGUGCUGCCUCUAUAAAGCACAUAUUUUGCCUCAUUUAGAAUAUUGUUGUCCGCUAUUACUUGGAGUUGGAAGAGGUCAAGUUAAAAAAGCUAGAAGACACCAAUAAUUAUAUUCUUAGAUCUCUUUUAGGGUAUGGACAUACACCAUACAAUUAUUUUUUAAAUAUGGCUGGUAUAAGAACGCUGAAAGAAAGAAGAAAAUUCCAGGCCUUUGUUUUGGUUUAUAAAUGUAUUCAUAAAGAAGCCCCAAAGUAUAUAGAAGAAUUUUUUCAGAUUAAAAUCUGCAAUUAUAAUUUAAGAGAGUCAGGGACACUUUUAACAUUACCCAGUUUCAAUCUAGAAUGGUGCCAUAAGUCAUUCUCAUUUUUGGCAGCAAAACUUUGGAAUUCGUUACCUGCGUAUGUCAGAAACGCCAAGGAUAUUUCUACUUUUAAAUGUCUUUUAAAGAAGCAAGUUUUUAGAUAGAUUUAAGGAUGGUAACUUUAAUUUAUUUCUUUUCUUUUUCAUUUUUUUUUCAUUUCACGCACAUGUUUUAAUGAGUUUUUAUCACUCCUAGAUGUGGUGUGGGUAAAUAAAGUAUUGUUGUUGUUGUUGUUGUUAUAUUUUACAGAAAAGCAAGUGUGAUUUGCCUCCUGACAUAUACACAAGCAUUUGAAUUUUUUCUUCUAUUUCAAGAAAACCUUAAGAUUUCCUGAAACCUUGUGCAUAAGAAGAGACACCUGAUUUUAUCCCUUUAAUUUAUUUAUGUGAUACAUGGAUUUUUCCAAAAUUCAUGCAUGAAACAGGCUCAGGACCCUCCUUUUGCUACCCCUCUUAAUGUUACAUUUACCGCAGAUAGAAGUUUCAAUUACAUUAUUGUACAAUGCUAAUAUCCUGCUCUUUUUUUUUAACCUUCUGCAGUGAAUGGUUAUACUGGACAAGAACAAACUCCAGAAGGUGUGUCUCAAAUCUUGAACAAUGUUUUACUUGAGGACAUGACAUCAUUCAAAUUUGGGAAGGGAUAAAAAUCAAUAACUCAAAACUUAAUAAUUAAUAAUAAUGAUUCACUAAUAUUAGCACCUUUUAACACUGAAAUGAUCAAAAGCACAAAAUUAAAAUGCAAUGUGUGUAUUUUACAGAAAAGCGAGUGUGAUUUGCCUCCUGAAAUAUACACAAGCCUUGAAUUUUUUUCUUCUAUUUCAGGAAAACCUUAAGAUUUCCUGAAACCUUGUGCAUGAGAAGAGACAUUACCUUCUCCUUUAUUCUAUUUACAAACAUGAUGCUAUCAACAUUGCUAAUCCUAGCAGUAUGUAGGAUGCACAUCAUAUGAACUUCAUAAUAGACCUCACUCACUGUAGAGUCUCUGUGGCUCAGUGGUAGAGCAUUGGAGUGCAAAAUCCAAAGGUCUGAGGUUUGAUUCCUCAGAGGGACUCACAGUUUUUCCUUUGUCCCACACUCAUGACAAGACAAAAAGUAACAUCUUUCUCUAUUUCUUUACUGAGCUCAAAACUUACCAUCUCUCUUAUUCUAUUUACAAACAAUAUGUUACAAUAUGCACCUGAAGAAAAAAAUUUUGAGGUCAGCUGAGACUGUAUUAUUUCCAGAUGUAAUUGAUUAUCACAAACAAAAGCAGCACAAAGUGGCUUCAAAUUAUCAGUCUUCCACACACAUGUAUGUGAUGAUUCAAUCUAGUGCCUUGGGCACUUACUCACAUAUGAUACCUCUAGGGAUGGCACUUAAUCAUUAGGUACAAGGGGCCCCUCUUUUGUCUUAUUUCUAUCAACAGCACAAUAUGCAAAACAAAGCUCUGAUAUAAAUUCAAAACUUAACAACCAUUAUUGUAAUAGUAAAAAAUGUAAAAGUAACAAAUAUCCUGUGAAUAUUUGCAUGAUAAUGGUUGGGAAUGUUUUGAAGCAGUACUACCACUGAAACAGAAUAGGUGUGCCAUUGGAAUGAAGAUGGUUAUACAACAGAAGCACCUAUUGACAAAAACAAGUUUUGGAGGGGGUGCUUAUUAGAGAGGUGGCACUUAUUGGAACAAGAUUACCAAAUCGAAUGAUGAUGUUGGGGUGUAGAGGGUUAAGUGUUUUGGAUGAGAUGCAUAUUACCAUAGACUACAUUUAAGCUUCCUGCUUUCCCAAACUUAAAUACCAAGGUCAACGUUAAUUCAGGUCCAUUUUUCUCCAGCCAAACAUCCUCCUGAAAUCACACGUCAACCACAAUCCUGCAUCUUACCUGAUGGUGUGGAAUUCAGGCUGGUCGUUGAGGUGAAGGAAGGACCAGUGAAAUACCAGUGGUUUAAAGAUGGCUUUAUACUUGUGGGGCAGACAAGAACAGAAUUACUUUUUCAGCCAUUUUAUUAUCGACAUGAAGGCAACUAUUGCUGUAGGGUGGAAAACAGUGCUGGUGAUGCCCUCAGUAACACAGCAUUGUUACAAGCAGGUAGGUCAUACUUACUCGAUCCCAUAUUUUCAUUGAUAUUUAGUCUCCAAAUAUGAUUUUCCUCAUGUCUGUUCUCAUAAGGUAUGGAAAAUUUCACCUUACACUGACUUAUGUGUCUUGUCUUGAUCAACAGUUGCCUAUCUCUUCAAUCUUUAAUGAGUACAAAAAAAAAAAUUGACAAGUAAUCAAUUGACUGGUUCAAAAUUUGGGAGUAAACAGUCUUUUUUUUUGUUGUAAGAUUUUCUUAAUGGAACCUCCAAAAGCUUUUAUCUUGUAUAAUACUAUUUUUAACAAGUGCAUAGAUUGAUAAGUUAAUGAUUUUGUUGAAUGAAUUAACUUUUUUUUACUUGUAUUUGUUUCUAAUAAAUCACAGGAAGGCCUGACGAUCUUCACCUAGCUCAAAGUGGUAUGAUUACAAGUGUAUUUUAUUUUAUGUUAUAAAGGUUUACUUCAUUAUUUUAACAAAAAAUCCAGUGGGGACCUCCCAGGAUAACUUACCCAGUACAGAGAAAACUGAUAAUACUUUUUACUACUCCCACCUAACAGCAAUACAUGUCCUGGAUAUGAUAUUACUCAACAGAAUUUGGCAUUGAUUAUAUCAAUAUUUUCUAAACACCCGUUUGUGAUAACUCUUUGUUUUAAUUUCUUUUGGAAGUUUAAGCUGCACUGUUGUUUGUAACAAGCCGCACUGUCAUUUGUGACUCAAGUGAUUAACCUAAUGGCCUACCAACAAUUCAGCAAAUAAAAACGGUGUCAUUUUAUUAACUAAGGGCAACACCCCUCACCUCUUGUCUAAGUUAGACCUGACAGGUACAUAAAUAUGCACAAAAGACAGAUUCUGAUUGGUUUAUAAUUAAUUAUUGCUUCUCGAACAACAGAGGAAGUUUUGGAACAAAACUACAUUUAAUAGGAGUGGUAAGGGAGGAAAGUGUCUCUCAUGUGAGAGAGCUGCACUGGCUGUAUAAGGUGGUUCAGGUGUUAAUGUCACUUAUACUACACACCACCCAGGUAGUUCACAUAAGAUUUAUGUGAAGAAGUACAUGUAGUAUUGUACUAUUAAGUUUCUUAUAUUUGAAUGUGUUUCAUAUGAUUAACUAAAAAUAUUUUUGGCUCUUUAUAAUGUCACAGUGAUUCCCAGAUCUACUGAGCUCACACAGAAAGGUGAGUAAACUAUUAACAUGUAGUUAGUAUGUAGUUGUACUAAUUUUUUUGAUGAUUGUAUCGAUGUGCUAUAAUUAUAUUGUAAUAGGCUAUAACCUUCCUUUUCUUCUCUUUGUAAGUGCUCAAAAGCAACAAUUUUUUUACUUUAAUAUCAUGACAAAUUUUCAGUAAAUAAACAGUAACAAGUACAAUUAUUUAGAAACUUAAUAGACUUUUUACAAAUGUAGUGACUAACCAGUACUGUGCAAUUUUCAUGCUAAAGCAGAAACAAAUAGAAGUUUUGUCAUAGAGCAUGUUGUUGAUAAUCAUGGUUCUAUAGAUAGAUGAUUGAUUAAUCAUUUAUCUCACAAUGUAAGAGUUGGGCUAAUCAAUUGCAUUGACUGGAUGUUUUGACUGCUACACCUUUAGCUUUCUUUCGCAGAGGAAGAAAGCAAGCCAGAGUCACCAUAUCACAAAUUGGUGGAGUUAUAGAUUGGGACACUACUUUCAGAAAAAUACUGGUGUAUUCACUGCAGUUGUUUUGCUUGAUUUCCUUCAGCUGCUGACAAAAUAGCCUUGGUCAUUGGAAACCGUGAUUAUGUGCGCUUACCUCUCAAUGAAAGCCCACUGGUUCAUACUUGCAAUGAUGCAAAGAUGCUUGCCUCAAUUUUACGCACUCGUGAAAUGGGUUUCAAGGUCAUCUCCCUCAUGAACCUGACACUAGAUGAGAUGAAUCAAGCACUCAAUAUUUUUUACAGUCUUCUUGGAAGCGGGGUGUAUGGAUUGGUUUAUUUUGCUGGUCAUGGGUUUGAAGAAGGAGGGCAAAACUACCUGGUCCCUGUUGAUUCAGUGGGGGAUUGGGUACCAGAGGAAGCUGUUUGUGCCCAAAGAAUUUUGGAUGAAAUGAACAGAUACCACACAGAGUUGAUAGUGUUUCUUUUGGACAUUUGCCGCAAGAGGUGAGUGGUUCACAGUGGUACUACAGCCUGCCGUUGCCAGUGCAAGAUACAUAUUUUUCAAUUACUUAGUACAGAGACUUCUAGAUGGGUGUAAUGCAUUUCCACCAUAUUUUUUCAUAUAUUAAAACACUUGAUUUGUCAAGAGUCACUGCUGUUGGGGGAUGGGUAGGAACUUAGGAGGACAAAAACUUCCUCUAUGGUAAGGAGCUCACCAUGGCAACUAAGCUACAGCACUUCUCCAGACACUUCUCAAGGCAACACUGAUAAUUAAAACCAUUGUGUGGAAUUAAUAACUUGUUAGCAAUGUCAAAAGUGUGGAAGGAAGAGAACAAAGCAAUUAAAAAAGAAAAGUAAUUGGAGGGAAAGCAUUUAUAAAUGCAUUUAAAAACAUCAUUUUCUAAAGCAGUCAUGAGGUUAGUUUUAAGAACAAUGGAGUGGCAUGAACAAGCCCAUCUUGAAGUAAUGAUAUUGUCUUGAAAAUAUGAUCAUUUUUUUUUCUUCAGGGCAAAUGCUGAGAAAAAUUUUGUAAUGAAGAGUUAUGAAUUUCCAUACAAUGCCCAAGCAGUAAUGGGGUUUGCUACGUAAGUAAAACCAAUCUACUGUAGAAUACAGAAAUCUCUUGACUGACAUAACUAAUUAUAUGUUACGGUAUUUGCCUGAUGUGAGGUGGUAAAUAUAUGGUGAAACUGUGCCUGAGGUCUUUAUAGGGCUUGGGCCAAAGACAAGCCAGCCUUAGCAGAAAAUAUUGUAAUUACGUUUUAUUAAUCCAGGCCAUCAGUUUCCAUCCAUAUUGAGGCAUUUUUUCAAUUAAUUGUUGUAAAACCAAAACCGAAGUAAUAACAACAACCAAUCAGAGGAAAAUACCCAUAAGAGCCAUGCAAUAAGAACUCGACAUAAAAUCAACCAAACUACCUUAAGGGGUGAGGGACCAAUCACAGAGCAAAGUAAAGGAAAACCAAUGCAAUCUUGAAAUACUUUCAACACUCAAUUGAAAAUUGCUCUAUUUUGUUCUCUGUAACUUUCAUUAUUUAUAUGACCUUAACCUAUCUUAGACAUGAAUACCCAGGUGCUUGUACUGUUAUAUAAAUGGUGUCCCUUACUGAUCAACAGAUGUCCUCAAUCUGAGGCUUAUGAGAGAAGGCAAGACCCCAAUGGCAUGUACAUGAAACACCUGCUAAAGUAUGUCAUGAAUGACGCCAAAGUUGAGGAUGUCUUGCAUCAAGUGGCAGGAGGUAUGAGCUGAAAACUGCAUAAGAUGGUUUGUAAUCAAGAAUGAUAAAAAAUGUGUUCAGUGACAUUGGAUAUCUGAAGUCAGUAGAAACCAAUAAAUGACAGGCACGGCUUCUAAACUUUGACAGAUACUUUGUUAGGUUCCUCAGCUACUUCAGUGCUGAAUUCAAAAUGUGGCCAAGAAGACAAAUGGAACAUACAGCAACUGUACAACUUGAUUUCUCUCUAAAUUUGACUGAAAUUUUUCAGAUGUCAGUGCAGAGGUAGAGACAAAUGAGUUGGUUGAGAGACAGCGUCCACAGUUUCACUCUACCACCACCAGACAAUACAGCUUGCGUGACCCAAUUCAAAGAGACAAAUUAUACUCUGAAAGAGAAAAGUCCUGGCUUGAAAUACACCGUAAGUUUAAUCAUUGAUGAAAGUGAAAUGUUAGCAGGCCAGAGCACUCCUGACCUGGAGGAGCUGUUGCAUAGCUGUUGAAGAUUUACUUAAGUUUAAAUACUUUUUUGUCAGAUUUACAAACAUAUGAUUUGUGUUCUAGGUACAUCUCUAUAGUCCUGAAACAAACAACACCAAAUAAACUACCAUAAACACCAGCGUGUAAACUAUUCCUUUUUCCAUUCCUUUUUUAUGAAAAUUCAUAAGUCUUUCCUUGUAAACUAACUAGAAUUUCUCAAAAAGAAACAAAGAUAAAAAUUUUUCAUUAAUUUUGCAAGCCUGGUGGUUCCUAAAAGCUGCAAGCUUUGUUUAUAAGUAUAAGCUUAUAUUUCUUGCUGUUGAGUGGUGUUAAACUCAGUCUUCAUUAAGAGCUUAGACCUUUAACCAGUUUAAGGUUGCCUUGGCUUCUUUAAGCAGCUAAUUUAAAACAAACUAUCAUUUUACACUGCAGUCAUUUUAAACUAUAACAAAUGUGUUUGGAUAAUGACCAAUUUUGGCUGGAAAUGAAAGGCAAUAUGAAACUAAAGUUUUCGUAAUUUGUAAAUCUUGUUCAGUUCUGUGCGAUUGCCAUAAAUGGUUUGACACCCUGUAGGUAGAGUGUGUUUAGUCAUCGUAAUGUUGGUGCCUUUAUUGUGUCAUGCAGUAUAUUAAGACCUAUAUUCUCUCUUUGAAAUUUGUACAGAUCUCCCUCAGAAGCGAGAGAUAGAAUGUGAAGCUGGGAUUAAGAUAGAAAUUCGCUUUGAACACCAGAACUGGCUGUCAAAUGCAAUUGUUUUGUGCCUAAGAGUUAUUGACCUAGGAGAGGCAAAAUUCUGUGAUGUGGGCUUGAUGUUGGAAUGUCUUCCACAGGUAAAGUGGUACAUUUCAAUUUUCUCUCUGUUGUCAGUGUACACAAUUAUUGCUCAAAUGUAUUGAGAGUGAAAUGAUUUUUAAAUUAUCAUUUUGAUUUUACUGAAGCUUAGGGACAACUGAGAUUCUCUUAAUUCUGUCACAUUCAUAGCAUGGAAGCAUAAAAUUUUGCCCCCUUCUAUAUAUAACAAACCAGUUACUCAAAAUCCUUUUGACAAUCCUGUUUGAGACAAACAUUUUUUUUAUCAACUCCUACAUGAGUCCAUUCUGCCCUAUAAUUUUUAGGCAUUUCAGGUACAUGUUGUUAGUAUCUUUCAGCAAUGCCAUCCUUACUGUGAAUAUUGAACUCCAAUCGAAUGUUCUGUAUUUUAACCAUUAAUAAUUAACAUUGUCAGACAAAAUUUUAUUUUCACUUUGCAUAACUUUGCUCCUCUAAUUUUUGGCAACAGUUUUCAUAUGCAUGAUCGACUCCAUUACAUUAUUUUGUGAUAUAAUGCAUAAAUGAAUUGAAAGGGUUUGUACCCUUUCCAGGACUCCAAAUUUCUCCAUAAUUUCAUCAUUUAAUUUCAUCCAUCAUCCAAAUUUCACCUUUCAUUCUCAAGAUUUCAAUAUCAAGUCUCCUCAUGGUCUACAUACAUUUCUUAUAAAGUGAAUUCUGAAAACUUUAUUGCUUAAGUUAAGCAUAUUUCCAGGACUUGUGGUCUUUUGCCAGGAUCUUCCAGUACUGGAAAAUGUCAUAAUAAAAUUCCAGGACUUUCCAAGACCUGUACGAACCCUGAUUGACCCUCACUAAUCAAUUGAAGUUAAAAAAAAUUCACAGAAUGAAAGCUUUUAAUUAAAUUAGGGCUUCAAUUUUGUUUAGAAACAUGCCCCUUAGAUACCACUAGGGAACUACUCCAAAUUAGGUGAAAAUUAGAACCCUAUGUUGUGAUUAGAGCAAUAAUCAAUUUUGUAAUACCAUAAUGACAUCCUGGUUUCCAUAUUAAUUUAAUUCACAAAUUAUUUGUGAACAAUGAUUUUCAGGAUUGCCAGAGUCUUUACUUCCAUCCAACUUCAACCAACAGAAUGAGGCAGGUUGUUCAGGUAGGGGAUCAGGAUAAAUUCAAGUGGCCUUAAUCAACAUACUGGUGGAUAUAUAGGUCAACAUAGUUGAUUAAUAUGUUAGUCAGCAGUUGUUUGAUAGUUGACCAGCAUUCAACUGAUGGUUGGCCGAUGGUCAUGAUCAGCUGCCAGUUGACCAAUAGUCAGCAGAUGUCCCUGCCAAGACAUUUAUCUGCUGACUAUCAUCUUAUUAAGAAAUCAGCAGACUUCUGUAUUGUGUGGGAUGACCUAAGGCCAACCAUCAUUCAACUAUUUGCAGACCAUCAUCCAACUAGUGAUGCUCUAUUGGCUGAUUAUCAGCUGAUGUUAUAGAUUAACUAUUGUCCCACCAUUUGAGUGGCUUGUGAAACACUUGCUGACUAACCUUACCUAAAAUAUGUCUGACAUGUAGUCCUUGAGGUUCUCUUAUUUUUAAUAAUGGUUAUGAACCAAUUAAAUUUGAGAUAUACUUUAAACCCUUUUAACCCUGUAACACUAAGGUGUCAAGAAAAGCAGGUUACAUACCCUCACAGCCUUCUCUGACAGACACUUCACAGCCCUCUCUUACAGACCCCUCACAGGCCUCUCUUAAAGACCCCUUACAGUCCUCUCUUACAGACCCUCACAGCCUUCUCUGAAAGACCCCCCACAGCCAUCUCUUGCAAACCCUCACAACCCUCUCAUGCAGACCCCUCACAGCCUUCUCUGGCAGACCCCCCACAACCAUCUCUUACAGACCCCUCACAGCCCUCUCUUGCAGACCCCUCACAGUCGUCGCUUGCAGACCCCUUACAGCUGUCUCUUGCUGACCCCUUACAGCUGUCUCUUGUUGACCUCUUACAACCCUCUGUUGCAGACCUCUCACAGCCAUCUCUUACAGACCCCUCACAGCCUUCUCUUACAGACACCUUACAGCCAUCUCUUGCAGAUCCCUUACAGCCCUCUCUUGCACACCCCUCACAGCCCUCUCUUGCAGACCUCUUACAGCCCUCUCUUUCAAACCCCUCACAGCCUUCCCUUACAAAUCCCUCACAGCUGUCUCUUACAUACCCCCUCUUACAGCCAUCUCUUGCAGACUCUCUUACAGUCCUCUCUUGCAGACCUCUUAUAGCCCUCUCUUGCAGACCCUUUGCAGCCCUUUCUUUCAGACCCCUCACAGCCAUCUCUUACAAACCCAUCACAGCCAUCUCUUACAGACCCCUUAAAGCCGUUCUUGCAGAUCCCUCACAACUGUCUCUUACAGACCCUCACAGCCUUCUCUGACAGACCCCUCACAGCCCUCUCUUGCAGACCCCUCACAGCCCUCUCUUGCAGACCCCUUACAGCCCUCUCUUGCAGACCCCUCACAGCCCUCUUUUGCAGCCCCCCAACAGCCCUCUCUUUAGCCAUGUUUGGGUUUUGCCUGACAGCCCCUUUUCUGAGCACAGCUGCCUCUUACACCAUUGGCAGUAGUUCAAUGCAUAAAAAGUUAAUAAAACCCCUGUUUUACACCUAUAAUCUGAGUUCUAGAGCAAACUAUUUACAGGAAGUCUCACUCUUUCUAAACAGCCUCCUGACACAGUUGCUCGCAGCCUGCCUCAACAGCGCAAUGGACCCUCUUCAAGUCUUGCUGUGGAAAAGAUUAGUGAGAUCUACAACAUUCAGAGACUCAAGGUGAAUUACAGUCAUUGUGUUAUAUGUUUUACAAUCUUCUUGUACAUUUAAAACUUGCUGUUUGAUCAAAUAUGAUUGUACUUAUUGGUCUCUUUUCUUCCCUAGUGCAAAAUCUGGAAACUCUUACCCCAUAUCCUAGGUCUUAGGUCAGAUUCAUUGUAGGUGUUCAACACUUGAGAGAUAUGACUUAGAACUCAACCUGGGAACAAGGGGAAAGGAGUCAAGUCUGAAAAAACUAGUCCAGAUUGAGUUCUAUGGAUGAGUGUGAACUAAUUAUUUUGGUUGACUUAGGAAUAUUUCACCAAAUACCACAGUCCUGAAUUCUGUUUUCUAGAGUGUAUACUACAAAUUGAUUUGAUGCUGUAUUAUUUUUAAUGGUGUGUUUGCCAUUAAAUUCUGUUUGGUUUCAAAACUGAUUCUUUUCUUACUAACAGGAACCACUUGCUUUGACAUUGAUUAUUAAGUACAUCCUGAAGGGAUCUGGUGAAGAACGAACAAAGCACAGGGUUGAGGUGUUCAAUUUCAAAGAAUUUGGAAUUGCUGCAGCAUUUUACAAGGCUAAUUAUCAAAAGGAGUGAAGUGUCAGUUGUUAAAUAAUCCUGCUUCUUACUGAAUUUUUACAGUGUGGACACUGCUUUUAAGUGUAGAUAAUAUCAAAUAUUAUAUGUAUAUAUGAAGGUAUUUGAGCAAUACUAAAUACUAGUCUGAUCAAAUUUCUUGGAACUACUUAGAUAAUGAAUUAUUUCCACACUUCCCUGUCUUAAACAUUGUCCCUGAUUAAACACCGAUAAUGGGAGAAAAAUUUAAACAAUGGCUGGACAGCAUAUUAUGUUAGAGUAUUCUUGAGAAAAAAAUUAAAAAAAAACAAUUUACAAUUUGGCAUUUAACACCAUACACUGUACUUAGAAAUUUUCAUCCAAAUAUCAAUGCAUUCAAACUUUACACAUUUCAUUUCAUAUUUCAUAAAAUCUCCCAUAUCUAGAAAUUUUUAUCAAAAGAGCAAUGCAUUUGAACUUUACACAUUUCACAAUUAAGGGAUAGGUGAUAUCAGUGAUUUACUCUACAUGAUUUGGAAUAGCCCUUGAGAAAACCAGGUAUUAAAAUGCUAAACAUUCAAGUAAGUAAAAACAGUAUGAUGAAGAAUUCUAUGAUUGAUUUAAAGUAGCGUUUUCUCUCCUGGAAUAUAUGCAAUUGUGGGGAUAUUUAAGAGGAAAUUCUGUAAAAUUUGAAAAUCAGACAACUUUUGAUGUUACUUACUUUACCAAAUUAUACAGUCAUAAACUCUACUGAAUGUAUGAAAAGACCUUCUCUAGAAUCUUACUUACAUUUUUUUAAGUUAUCACUUUUUUGCAACAAGGUAGCAAGGGAGUACAUAUACAUUACUCUCCUUGUUUGGGUAUGCCUUUGGAAGGACUGGGUACAAAUUUAUUGACUGAUCCAGUUUUAUUGAAAUAUAAGAGUUGCAUCUGAGCUGGAUUCAAGUGACCAGCAAGUUAACCUUAAAGAAAGUUACAUACCAGAUGCAGAAAAUAGAAGGAAAAUUAUACACUAUGAUUUUCUUGUAUGAAGUGACAUACGAAAUGAUUAAUCUAGAUCUGCUACUAAAAAUAAUAAAUAAAUGCUAAAUAUGAGCACAAUCAACACAAAAUGCCUUGUAACAUAGCACAGAUUCUAUAUAUACCAGAACACAUUGACAGCGUACAUUGUCAUGGAAGUCCUUGGAGGCAGAGUUAUUUGACCAGGGUCCAAAUUCGACUCUGUCAUUGAUGUGACUCAGGAAUGGCAUCAUUUAGUUAGAAUACUUCAUGGAAGGAUGACAGCUGAAAAACAAAGCCGUAUUGUGGCAGGAGAGUAAUUUGAUUUUAAUAAACUAAAGGUACCUGCCUAAAAGGAAAGAGAUCUAUACUUGUGUAGAGACUUAAUUCACAACAGAAUGGCAACCAGCUAGUCCAUAAUAAAUGAAGUCCAACCUUUUUAGGUUGAAGCAUUUCUAUAAACAAUGCUUCUUUUUACUGACUUUAUUACAAUUAUAGAGUAAUCAUAGAAGUACACAUUUAGUCAGUAGGAUUCAAUAUUUGGUAUUUUGUAAGUUGUUACAGGUUGAUACAAAGUAAGCAUAUUAUGGCCAUAGUUCAUUACCAGUUUGUGUUGGUAGUGUGUUGUAAUAAAAAUGCUGUAAUUUUGCAACAUUGAAUGUUAACUUUUGCCAAGCAUCUUUCCAUCUGGGUUUGUAUGUGUGUAUGUCGGGUGGGGGUCAGUACUCUAAGUUGCUUAUGCCAGAGAGACUGGGGUAAGUUCCAGUGCCUUCUGGGCCACUUUAUUUGAGUGCAGACUUUACAUUUUUACUUUACUAUACCUGAAGUUCAAUUAGUGGCUGUUACAUUGCUUUUCAUUAUUUGACCCCUCUUGUUAGAAGCAAUAUAUUCAAAAUUCAUCAUGGAAUGGGUUCCUAAAAUAUAUUUUAUCUUACUACAAAUAUCCUAGCAUGAAUGUCCCUAUUCCAUAAAUUGCUUUUUGUCAUAUACUCUUGAAUUUUCCCUUCUUGGAUUCAGAGUGUCUUUACACACAAAAUAUAAUUCAAUUCAACUGUUGCCAAGAAUUUCCUUGGAAUAAAUUAUUUUAGGAUGAAAGAUUUCAUGGACUUUAUGCUAGUUCUGAUUACAAAAUUAAUGUAGAUUAGUGUAGUUCAAGAACCAUUUUUGUAAACAGAGGUUGAAUGUGGGAAAGUGGGUUGGAGUCUAUCAUCCUGCUGAGUAAAAAAAUUGGACAUUUUAAAACCAGAUACUGUUGUAAUAAUCAUUGAUUUUUAUUUAAAAAUUCAAUUAACAAAUAUCAAAUACUGUAUGGCUUUCAUUGUUUAU